This is a messenger RNA of Cyphellophora attinorum, 1389 nucleotides long. RefSeq names its product Mannan endo-1,6-alpha-mannosidase DCW1. The coding region runs from base 1 to 1389 and encodes 462 amino acids. Gene Ontology annotation, molecular function: mannan endo-1,6-alpha-mannosidase activity. Lineage: Eukaryota; Fungi; Ascomycota; Eurotiomycetes; Chaetothyriales; Cyphellophoraceae. The transcript has 2 exons. Gene Ontology annotation, biological process: fungal-type cell wall biogenesis; carbohydrate catabolic process. The record is from RefSeq and is a predicted model, not a curated record.
AUGCGGUCGACAUCAUUACUACCGCUCGCCGCGUCGGCCGCGCUCGGUAUUCAAAUAACAUUUACCGAUCCAAACUCUGUGAAAACAAACCUGAAAUCAAUCGCAGAAGGCAUGCUGCAGUACUAUACAGGCGAUGAGCCAGGUGGUGUGCCAGGUCUUCUGCCUGGCUCGCUGGCGUGUAAUCCUGCCAAUGAUGGAACGUAUUGUUGGUGGGAAGCUGGCGCGAUGUGGGGAGCACUCAUCAACUACUGGCAAUAUACGGGCGACGACUCUUAUAACAGCAUGAUCAGCACAGCCAUCCAAUUCCAGUCCGGCGAGGACAAGAACUUCAAUCCAGACAACCAGUCGCGGAGUAUGGGUAUCGAUGACCAGGAUUUCUGGGCUUUCACAGCCCUGGACGCCGUCGAGGCCAACUUCCCAGAAUCAACCGCCAAGGGCGAUCCAUCAUGGCUCUCGCUUGCACAAGCAACGUAUAACUUCCAACAGGAUUAUUGGGAUACCAGGACCUGUGGCGGCGGCUUCAGAUGGCAAGUGUACAGCAUCAAUGCGGGCUACAAUCUGAAGAACAUGAUUUCGAACGGUGGCAAUUUCCAACUGGCUGCUCGACUUGCAUAUAUCACCGGCAAUCAAUCAUACUACGACUGGGCGGACAUGGUUUGGGACUGGAUGGAAGCAUCAGUCAUGUUUGAAAGGGCGAGUGAUGGUACUCUGUAUAUUUGGGAUAACACGAAUGCCGACAACGGCUGUAUCGACGCAACUAAUUACAUCUGGACGUACAACUACGGCACAUUGAUAUCUGGAGCUGCGUACAUGUACAAUCUGACCAACGGCAACGCGACUUGGAAGGGUCGGCUUGAUGAGCUUUUGGGCAGCACAUACUCGUUGUUCUUCCCUGCGGAUAAGGGCGGUAACAUUAUGGUGGAAUACCUUUGCGAGGAAAAAAUGAUCUGCAAUCAAGAUCAGAAGUCGUUUAAAGCGUAUCUGGCUCGAUGGUUGGCAGUCACGGCGCUACUAUAUCCGGAAUCUGCUGCACAAAUUACCCCCAAGCUGGCAGCAAGUGCAGCUGGCGCAGCGGGCCAAUGUAGCAGCGCCGGAACUUGUGGAAUGCAAUGGUAUAACCCAACGUAUGACGGACAGACUGGUGUUGGUGAAGAGAUGGCGGCAAUGUCGGUCAUAGGGUCAACGUUGAUAAAUGGUCAAAUGGUACCUCUAAGCGAGAAGACUGGAGCAACAUCCACAAGCGAUCCUGGCGCGGGAGACGAUCUCAAUGUUCACAAGCCGAUCACUUUCGCGCCCAUCACGACAGCAGACAAGGCCGGUGCUGCCAUUUUGACGAUUCUGGUGUGCGUUGGUCUUGUUGGAAGCAUGAUUUGGAUUGUGCUUGAGUAA